This is a messenger RNA of Aspergillus homomorphus CBS 101889, 1098 nucleotides long. Its product is annotated as TauD/TfdA dioxygenase family protein. The record is from RefSeq and is a predicted model, not a curated record. The transcript is spliced from 3 exons. Gene Ontology annotation, cellular component: cytoplasm. The coding region runs from base 1 to 1098 and encodes 365 amino acids. Lineage: Eukaryota; Fungi; Ascomycota; Eurotiomycetes; Eurotiales; Aspergillaceae. Gene Ontology annotation, molecular function: 2-oxoglutarate-dependent dioxygenase activity.
AUGGCACCUGGAAUCGACGACUCUAUCCCCAUCCACCCGCACCCCGAUGCCGACCAGCAACAGCCACAGUACCCCAAACCUCUGAAGAAGAGCGGCGCACUGGACAAGUUCGAGUACGAAGAGACGACCCCGGUCAUCGGACGCGAGUACCCGACCGUCAACAUCGUAGACGACCUGCUGAACGCGCCGAACGCGGACGAGCUCGUGCGCGACCUGGCCAUCACCAUCUCCGAACGCGGGGUGGUAAUCUUCCGCUCGCAAAGCAACCUAACAGACGACCUGCAAAAGAAGCUCAUCCAGCGCCUAGGCAUCCUAACCGGCAAACCCAGCACCUCAACCCUCCACAUCCACCCCGUCCUGAACAACACCAACGAAUUCGGCGUCGAUGACGCCGAAAUCAGCACCGUCAGCUCGCUCGCGCGCAAGAAGCUCUUCAACCACCCAGCUCAACCGAACAAACGCAACUACGACUCCGCGCAAUGGCACUCAGACAUCCAGUUCGAGCCCGCCCCCGCAGACUACACCUCCCUGCGCCUGACGCAGCUCCCGCGCACAGGGGGCGACACGCUCUGGGCCUCGGGCUACGAGAUCUACGACCGGUUCUCGCCGGCCUACCGGCAAUUUCUCGAGGGUCUGACGGCUACGUUCUCCGGCGAGGGGUUCCUGCGCGCUGCCGAGCGGAAUCCCGCUGAGGUACGGAUCUAUACGGACCCCCGCGGGAGUCCGUUGAAUGUUGGGGCCGAGGUUACCGCUGUGCAUCCUGUUGUGCGGACGAAUCCGGUGACGGGCUGGAAGAGUGUGUUUGCGGUCGGGCCGUUUCCGAAGUUUAUUAAUGAGUUGACGGCUGAGGAGUCGGUGGAGUUAUUGGGACGGUUCCGGGAGAUUGUGGAGCGGAAUCAUGAUUUGCAGGUUCGGCUGAAGUGGAGAAAUGAACAUGAUAUUGCGAUCUGGGAUAAUCGCAGUGUGUUCCAUACGGCGACGUUUGAUUAUGAGGGGCUCGGCGAGCGGUUUGGGCAUCGUGCGGUUGGGAUUGGCGAGAGGCCGUAUCUGGAUCCGAAGAGUCGGUCUAGGACUGAGGUUCUGGCUGAGGGGGCAUAG